Molecule: messenger RNA, 1094 nt
Organism: Tribolium madens (black flour beetle)
Lineage: Eukaryota; Metazoa; Arthropoda; Insecta; Coleoptera; Tenebrionidae
Product: histone-lysine N-methyltransferase SETDB1-A-like
Exons: 4
Coding region: 76-951 (291 amino acids)
Biological process (GO): negative regulation of gene expression; heterochromatin organization
Cellular component (GO): nucleus
Molecular function (GO): histone H3K9 methyltransferase activity
Source: RefSeq, a predicted model, not a curated record
UCAAUUUUUGCUCAAAUGUCAUUUAAUUGUUCUUAUUUUCUCAAGCUAAUCUAAGUGUAAAAAAGUGUGUAAGCCAUGGAUGAUAUGGAAUUAGAUUUAUCAAUUUGUGCGCAAAAUCACGUGAUCCAUGAACGCGAAUUGAUCUCCAUCAAUGACGAAAUCUGGGGUUGGGGCGUCGAAAGCACCCUCAAUUACAAUUUCAGUCCGAAUCGCGCCGAAAAACUUCAAAUAAUUGAAGGUCUUAUCGCCGGAAUCGAGGACGAGGAUUUUGAUAAUAAUGAAACAAGCGAUGCGAGUAGUGAAAAAAUUAAGAGCGAUUCAGGAAUCGCCUCGAUGGACACUUUGAACUGGGAAGCCCCGAAAAUCGAGACCGGAUUGACGUAUUUCGUCCCCAACAAACGCGGGAAGUGGAGGAAAGCUAAACUUGUGGAAAUCAAAAACACGCAAUUGGAUUUGGUUGAUUUGCAAACACAGGAACGCAUCGUGAGCGAUUUCCUGUCGUUAGCCCACGCCGAGCCCGUCCUUCGCUUAGUGCCGGUUGGUAGUCGUGUCGUGGCGCAUCAUUGCCGCAUCCCGACGACCGGCGAAGUUAAACGAAGAGGACGACUGAAUUACCAACUGGGUGUAGUGGCAGAACUACCAACGAAAUUCAAUCGGGAGAGGUAUUUGGUGUUUUUUGAUAACGGUUCGUGGAAUUACGUCAAGCCGGAGUUGGUACGUCCCGGGUAUUACGUCAGUGACAGAAUCUGGGAAGUGGUGCCAAUACAAAACCGCAAAAUGGUCCAAGAAUUUUUGAACAGGGUUUCCGAAAUGAUAAUCGAUUGGAAGGUUGGGGACCACAUUUGGGUAAAAAAAAAUUGUGAAGAAGUUUCAUGUUUCAGAGUAUACAGAGUGUUCAGUGCUAGCCGUCGACGCGAAUUUGUUACUGCUUUGGUUCCAAUCGGAAGGUAAAAGUGAUUGGUUGUAUAAGGGGUCCCCCCAAAUUUUAGUAAAACGUUAAUCAAGUCUUAAUUAUAUUUGUAAAUAUGUAAAUAAAUUAGUACAUGGCAAGAAGACAUUCAGAAAUGACUGUCAUGUAUUUCUCCCAAAGUGUC